Suillus clintonianus is the source of this 1558-nucleotide messenger RNA. Its product is annotated as PLC-like phosphodiesterase. The record is from RefSeq and is a predicted model, not a curated record. The coding region runs from base 282 to 1220 and encodes 312 amino acids. Gene Ontology annotation, molecular function: phosphoric diester hydrolase activity. Lineage: Eukaryota; Fungi; Basidiomycota; Agaricomycetes; Boletales; Suillaceae. The transcript is spliced from 10 exons. Gene Ontology annotation, biological process: lipid metabolic process.
CCUAUACGUCAGCUCGAGCGGCGUGCAAUUUUUUGAAAUUCCUUUGGAAAGGAUGUCCAGGUCCUCGCGGAGCCGCUUCUUCGAUUCGUCCACGAUUUCGAACCCCAGUUGCCCGACGUUCGCUCGGGUAACGGCUCGUUUCCCAGCCACUCAAAAGGAUAGAGUUUUGGGUUUGCUAUAUAAUUCCAAACAAUUGCCUUUAAACCCCACUCUCCUUUCCUCUCUCACUUCCUGGACCUCCUUCUUAUACCCCGUCUCUAGUCCUUGCGUGCAGUCCAAACAUGACCGUCACCAAAGUUCUUCCAGAAUGCUGGGGUCACCGAGGAGCUUCAGCAGUUUUUCCAGAGAACACCCUAGCCAGCUUUGAAGCUGCUAUCAAUGACGGGGCAGACGGCAUCGAGAGCGACGUUCAUGUAUCGUUGGACGGUGUCGUCGUAAUGUUCCAUGAUCCGAACCUUGAGAGGACCACCGGAUCAAAAGGCUUAAUUAGGGAACGGCAUUGGUACGGCAAAGACGGAAUGGAACACCUCCUAACUGUCAAACAACCUCAACAAUGCAUCCCCACUUUCGCGCAGACUAUCGCUCUUCUGAUGAAACCUGAGAACCAGCAUGUCAAGUUUAACGUUGACGUCAAGGUUCAGAAUGAUCCUGACCGCCUCUUCUCGCUCAUGCACGAUGUUAUUUCGGCACAGCCUAAUUGGCAAACGAAGUUGGCUCCCCGUAUUCUGCUGGGCCUUUGGCAUCCGCGUUUCGUAGCUUUUGCGAACGCGAGAUUACCAUAUUGCAGGCGCUCGCACAUUGGUACAAGCCUUUCAAUUGCGCGGAAAUAUUUCUGGGAUGGCGUUGAGGUGUUUUCAAUGUCGUUCGCCUCUUUGACCACAUAUGAUGGCCAGAAGUUCCGAAAUGAGUGCAAAGCUGCGGGCAAGAAGAUUAUGGUGUGGACAGUAAACAAGCCGGAGCACAUGAUGGAGGCUGUACGAUGGAAUAUUGAUGUCAUUCUUACGGACGUGACGAAGAAGUGGCUCGCACUGCGUGCCGCUCUUCAAGUCGAUUACGACUCUAUCCUAUCGCAGUACAGCCGAUGGUUCCUCUGGACGACCUGGAAGUUUUAUUUGCCUCCUAUCUUCGAGAAUAGAUCCGCAAGAAUGUACCUCGAAGGUGCUGCAGGUCCCUUUGACGAUUUUGCACCACCCGAGGUGUCGGUGACUGCAGUGGCGUGAAGGAUUCUCGAAGAUUGGUCGCAUAAUCAUUACCCUUUAUCAUUUCCUGGAUAUCCCCGUUUGAUGGUCCUUAAUAUUUUGGCUACACGUUUAUUACUGAUUACUUAGGUUGGAGGGUAUAGAAGUAGAUAUCUUCUAUUGUUCCCUAUUGCCAGACUAUAUUCAUUACUUUGAGUGAGGGCUGAGCUGCGCCUGCAGGAACCUUGUUUACCAGACUGCCAGUCUAAAAAUUAGUUUGGCACGACUAGAAAAUCACAAUGUCUUGUGUUUGAGUAAGCAUCGGGCCCUUGUUCUGCUGUAGAGAUAUGCACUCUUCGACGUGAUCCUUUAGCCGGGUG